Molecule: messenger RNA, 573 nt
Organism: Aspergillus aculeatus ATCC 16872
Lineage: Eukaryota; Fungi; Ascomycota; Eurotiomycetes; Eurotiales; Aspergillaceae
Product: GAF domain-containing protein
Exons: 5
Coding region: 1-573 (190 amino acids)
Cellular component (GO): cytosol
Molecular function (GO): protein binding; L-methionine (R)-S-oxide reductase activity
Source: RefSeq, a predicted model, not a curated record
AUGCCUCACGCCGACUCCUCCUUCUUCGGCCCCAACGCCUCCAAAGACGAGGUCUACACGCAGGUCCUCGAACAGGCCCGCGGCCUAGUCUACGGCCAGCGCAACUGGGUCAGCAACUUCUCCAACGUCGCCUCCCUCCUCUGGCACGCCUACGCCGCCCUCCCCGCCCCUUCGUCGUCGGUCAACUGGGCCGGCUUCUACAUCCGCAGCGACAAGUUCCCGGCCUUGUCCAAGGAUACCACCGCCACCGAUGCGACCACCGUGCAACCCAAACUCCUCCUCGGCCCCUUCCAGGGCCGCCCCGCGUGCCAGGAGAUCCGCUUCGGGAAGGGGGUCUGCGGCACCGCGGCGCAGGACCGCGCCACCGUCGUCGUGCCGGACGUGCACGAGUUCCCGGGCCAUAUCGCCUGCGACGCGAGCAGUCGGAGUGAGAUUGUGGUGCCGAUUCUUGUGGGUGGGGAGACGGUCGCGAUUAUCGAUAUCGAUUGCACGGAGCCCUCUGGGUUUGAUGAGACGGACAAGAAAUACUUGGAGGAGUUGGCGGGGUUGUUGGCUGAGUGCUGUGAUUGGUGA